AUGGAUGGUGUGGAUGUUUUCGAAGCCAGCGAGCCCUCGCAGCCUGCAAGCAAGCGUCGCAAACUGCUGUACCAGGAGCUGGAGACAUUUGAAGGAACAGGGCUGGACAACAAGUACGUGUUGGAGGUCGCAUUUGCGCAGGAUCAUUCCGGUGAGGACCUUCUGAUCGCUGCAGCAUCGAGUGGCGGCGUCGUGCAGUACAAAGAGUUCAUCGUCCCGACUCAGCCCAUUGCGUUUGCCUACUUUCUCGUGGAGGCGUUUCGGCUGCAAGCCCUUGCAUGUCAGCACGUUGCAAGUUUUCUUUUCGAGUGGUCUCACAGAGUGGUCUCUGACCACAACGCAGCUCCUUUAGCCAUGUCGGAGCAGGACGCACACAUGGGCCACAACGCGCCGAACCCAGCCACACCGGAUCAGGGCGCGCUACAGCAGUUCCAUGGCGUGCGUCGGAUUUUUCAGACUCCGGACUACAACGCCGUUAGCAGGGAGUACUGGAGACAGCAGGGACAGGGCAUGAAGCGUGGUCCGCCUACUCCUUCCCAGAGCGUGGGAGGUACACCAGCAGAGGCAAGCGCGGGGCUGGAGACCCCCCCGACCACAACGCCUGUGGAUGGACCGACGAGCAGUCUCAUGCAGCCUUUUUCGUUGCAGAGGGACGCGGCGCUUUCAGUCACAGCGGAGGCCUUUGGGGUGGAUAUCAACCAACAGAACGCCGUUCAGGAGUGGUGCAACACGCCGAUACAGACCAACCAGCAGGUUUUCGAUCUUAUCAGGGCCUACCACGAGAAAGUCAUCAGGCCUGAAUAUUUUUCUCUGGUGUGCCAACUUGAGGGAGGACUGAGAGCCAUACAUGACAGUGUGUUUCGUGUGAAAAGGGAGCUCAACUUUAUGGUUGCAGAAAACCGGCAGAUGCAGAAAUACAUGGUCGGGACCCAACUUCUGACGGUCGGAUGGCCAAACCAUAUCGCCCCGGAAGCCAGGAUCUAUAUGCUAUGCUGGUUGUUCAGCCAGGUCACUGAGUGCCGAACCUUCCUCGAAGUCCGUGGCUACCUCAACGACCACAACGCCCACGAGCUUACCAGAUUCAUGAACGUCCUCACGAUGGAGCCGACCACAGUUCCACAAGGCUCUGACUUCUACUCCAGCAUGACCCUCAUCACGCUGAAGAGUUUCGAGCUGCGAAAGGCCAUCCUGGCCAGGUUCGGUGGAUCGUCGGGCAUUCCUUUGUACACGGAUGAGAACACACCUGUACAGGGGCGCCACAUAAAAGUGGCGCCCUGCAGUCCUCAGUGGCAACGUAAGCUGGAGGCCCCAAUUCGGGUCUGUCUGAGCGCAAUAAAUGCGCAUCCAGACCACAACGCAAGGGCCAAGAUGGUGAUCCUUUGGAAAAGUCUCACCAUCAUGGCUCCGGUUGAGAACGGGACCGACUUCCAAGAAGAUUUUACAGCAUGGGCCCGUUUGCACUAUUUCGAAAAGGAUGGCAAGUUUCAGGGACGACUUGAGGUCACAGAGGAGCUCGCACAAAUUUUGAAUGCCCCGGCUGCCGUGCCAACUGCUGAUGCUACCAACUUGUGGCAGGAGCAUUGGUACAAGGUGCUUUGGGGCAAUCAGUUGGAGCUCGAUUUGGCCGACAGACAGACCACAACGCAGGCUCUUCAAGCUGCCAAAGGCAGCGGUAAGGGCCUCAAUGUCGGCAAAUCCACUCGUCACUGGAGCCAGGUCGCCAUCCACUCGAGUGAGUACGAACCGUACCCAUUCGAGUUAGAGUACAUUUCGGUUGAGGGGGUGUAUUUUUCAUGGGAUGAGAUGUGCGACAAAUGGGGGGCUACUGACCACAAGGUCGGUGACUACAGCAUUGCCACAAUCCAAGGCAAGCCCCCACAAAACGUGGUCAACGAACUCAGAGCGACCACAACGCACGGUCCCGGUACAGGCGCUCCCUCAGCAUCUUCGCAAGCAGCUCCGGCAGGCUUUCGCUCCAGGCCAUUCGGCGGAACAAGCAGCUGA
Molecule: messenger RNA, 2004 nt
Organism: Symbiodinium sp. CCMP2592
Lineage: Eukaryota; Dinophyceae; Suessiales; Symbiodiniaceae
Source: the annotation of a GenBank genome assembly